AGGUGCAGGAGGAUGCUGCAUCUGUGGGCAUGAGCAGACGUCUCUCAUCUCUUCUUGCCUCUCUCAUACUCUUCCUCUCUGGGGUGAUGGCCGCACCAACUCUGGGGGUGUACGGAUGAGCCAUAUUUGCCAGUAAUUCCUACAUUUAUCAGCCGUGUUCUGGAUGUAGAAGGAUGUGACAACCUUAGAUCAUAUAGAAAAGGAAUGCCAUACUUGUAAAGAACUACAAAUUAAGUGAAGAAUCAGCAAAAGUAUUCAAAAUGGGGACAAGAGCUGCAGCUUUUACAGCUAAAAUCCGCAACUUGAGUGAUUACCAUCUUCGACUCCUCCAUGCUGUUGUUCCUGCUCCUUCUGGCCUUGAUAUUGCUAACACCUUGAAGUACUUUUCACAGACUUUAUUAGGUGUACUGCGAGAAAUUCAAGAACGACCCAUGGAUAUGCUACACCAUCGAGACCAAGACGCCAUGAGGCUUGCUCUUUUUCCAAACUUAGACUAUUCUGGAUUACAUCAGUCACUUGUUGCUUUGGUUGAUAUUAUGCCUUUGAUUCAGUAUGGCACACAAGUGUUUGGUCAGGCACUGCUGAAUACCAUGGCCUGCCUGGUGGUCUUCUUGGAGCGCAAGGUGAUUGAUACUCUGCCAUAUCUUGUGGCAUCCAUGAUGACUUCCAUACCAGACACACUGCAUCAUCAGCUGAUUACUACACUGUGCUAUUAUAUUCUUCCAGUCACAGUAGGUGCAUCUGCUGCUGAGGGUGAAGAGGAAAAUUAUGCAGCUGCGUCAGUUCCUGCUGUUUUGAUGAUGAUCUUCCAGUAUACAGAUAACUCUGCCUUUCAUUGUGAGCUGCUGGAAUGCCUCAUGGCAUUAAAGGCGGACAUCGUAAAGGAUCUACUGUGUGUUAUUGCAUAUGGAACGCCAACCUCCCGCCCUCCUGCUGCCAACCUUCUUUUCUAUUAUUGGCCAAACCUCAACCCAACUUUGUAUGAUCGCAGAGGUGUACAUAUUAAAUUUAGUGACAUAUCAAGUGUGUUGAAGGCAAUGUUCAAUAAAUCGGCACAGGCCGCGAAAAGUGAUUCGAUAUCCCAGACUGCAAAUUCUGACAGUGGGGAAUCGAAAAAUCCAAAAGGCUGGAAACCUCUUGUGUGCCAGAUUGAAGAGUGUGACGGAGAUGGCACUAGUGAGGCUGUCAAAGUUUGUCAUGAUCAUGCAGUGUGUCUAGGAGCAUGUCCAGACAAUCCUCCACCACUCUAUAUAUGUAUUGACUGUGUGGAAGAUAUCAAGAGAGAGCACAGCACUGUGGAGUUCUUUGAUAUUCUUAUGCCAAUGGCACAAGUCUCAGCUACUUGUGAGAACAAGAACUGCCGGUCCUCUGAAAAGAAUGCCAUUGCAACUUGCUUUAGCAUGGAGUGUGCAAGUUAUAAUGGCAACAAGCCUAUUCGAUACUGUACCCAGUGCAACAACAUUCGUCACAACAACAGACGAGGUACUGACCAUGUUGUGCAUACAACUAUUGGAUCACCCUGGGCAAUGGAUCCCCAAAUGCAGAAUUAUACUAUAGAAGCUAUUGUCAGUCUUCUUAAUGAGGCUCAGCCAUUUGGAGAUAAAACUAAAUGUAAGGAUCAAGAUCGUCUCAACAGGGCUGGUCUUCUUGAUGAUAUUGAUAAGACUGAAGGCUUAUCUCCAGAAGAGAGCCGCUUACUUAGUCGCUAUGGCGUGUGGCUUAUUGUGGGUUUGUGUGCACCAACACCAGAUACACCUAUCGAGAUGCUGGGACGUAUCUUAGCGGCUCUGUGUCAUUGGUUCAAUGCCACGCAGUAUCUCCCUGAUGAUCAGCAAGGGACAUCAAUUGAGAGGCUUAAAUCUGAAAAUAUCCACAACUGGCUCCAAGAUGUGUGUAAGACCCACUUUGAGGUGUUUGUAGCCUGUCUGAUGCCUCAUCCUGUGGAAUAUGCUCGAGUUGGAGGUCACUGGGACACACUAGCAACCCGAACUGAUCAUAUCAAAGAAGGUUUCAACCGGUUAUUUUGCCUGGUGCCCUAUGAAUUAGUUACUGUUCAAGUUUGGGAUCGUGUCAUGCCUCAUUGGAUGGAAGCCAUUCACAAUGAAAUACCAGAAGAAGAACUUCCUGAACUAAAAAUUACACUUAGCAAGCUUUUGGACUCUGAUAUGAGUCCACUGGGAUUUGAUGCAACUCAGAUGUACAAGUUCAUUAGUGUUCGAUUUACCAACACUACAGGCUCAGUCCAAGAACAAACUUUGUCUUGGCUUCAGAUUUUGACAUCUCUGAAUAUUGUAAUUCCAAUGAAUUUACUACUAGCAAUAUUUAGUGAUGGUGUGUCAUCACUCUGCAAUCCAUCAGCACCCACCAGAAAAACAAGUACUUCUGGACGACAAGAUUCAAGUGUUUUAGAGCCUGUGGUAGAGGAUGAUUCUCAUAGUAGUUCAGCUCUUUCUGAGGACGAGAGGUCUCCCUCAGAGCACCCAGAGGAUCACUACUCAGACCCAGAACUUAAUCUUACGUGUUUUGUUCUUAUGCUGGAUGUCUUGUUUAAACAGAUGGAAGUUCAAGAAGUUGAGAAGCACCAGGGUGUUGAUGGUCAAGUAAGUGUAUCUGUGAUGGCACUUAUCUGUGACAUGCUGAAUGCACCUUGGCUGGCUCCACAUGCCUGUGAUGGAGAACAAGAGUGUACCACAUGUGAACUUACCACAGCAUUUUUCCAGCUAGAGAUGGAUGUAGUGGCUUAUCUUUGUCCACGAGUUGCCAUUCAGAACAAUAGGGUAGCUGAUAUCAUACCUCCAGAAAUGGAAUCUUCACAAGUCAACAAAAGUCCUGAGUUAUCAACACAAGAUAUCCAGACUGGAAGCUCUACUCAUUCUCCUAAACCUUAUCACCAGUUUCCACCAAAAGAGGGUGGACUGAUGUCAGCCAUGGCAAACAUGCCUCAGAUUGUUACAGCAACAGUUGAGACUGUUGGAGAGUUGGAUAUUGCACCUAACAUACCUCAAGAACACGUGGUGAAAGCUGUGGCCCGAGCGGUAACACUAACUGAGGAAGAUGUUGCACAUGCAACUGCCAAUGUAGCUCUGCCCAGUGUAGUGGGAGAAGAUGAUGAACCAAUUGAUACCACUCAGCACAGUGAUGAUGAUAGUGAUAACUUUUGGGUUACAUCUCAGGGCAAGUUUAAGUUUAGAAUUGAAGAACUUCCACCUCAUCUGCAAGUGAUUCAUACAUUGCUAAUUCGACUUGAAAAAUUUGAGGAUGGUGAUGUGGUGUAUCACAUCUGUGAGUGCUUGAAAUACCUGGUGCUGCACGGUGAGGCUAUGGCUCAUGCUGCAAAUGAUCAUCGAGGGUUUCUCAUUUGGUGUCAGGAAAACAAAACCAUUGGAAUAAUGUGGUCGCUCAUUGAGGCUGAGUGGUCGCACGUUGCUGAGGUCUGUGUGUCUCUACUGCUUCACUUUGUCACACUUCCCUGUGGUGCUGACAUAUUCUGGAAACUUUGUGAAAAUCACUUUAAUCAUCAAGAUUGGAAAGUUCGCUUUCAAGCAGUGGAAAAAGUGGUGGUCAUUGGUAGGUUUUUAGGGGUAUCUGCUGUUCGCCAGUGUCCAGGACUCCAGGCAGCUAUUGCACAUGCAUUCUGCUUCCUCAUCGCCUCACUAGAUGACAUUAAUGUGGCAGUAGCUCAACGAGCCUCCCUCUACCUCACUACCUUACCUGAUGCUGGUCUCCGUGCUCUCUGUUGGUGUCUUGAACAACAGUUUGACAGUGUAAUAAUGGAUAGACCCAUGAUUAUUCAAGCCCUGCAUCAGCUAAGCUCGCGCCUUCCUGAUCGCCGUAUACUGUCAUGGGAAUUCUUCUUCAAUCGUUUUGAUGCACUUUACCUUGAGGCCCAGAUUGCUCUUGAGAAGUAUGGAGACAUAGCUUUCCCAAGAGAUUUGAAGAAUUCGGACAUGACAAGUGAUGUGUUUGAAAGGAAGCUAAGUCGAGCAAAGGAUGCCUUAACGCUAGUACAGAGUGCUAGCGUACGCACUCUCUCUGGAUCUUUAGGUACAAAGUGGCCAUACAAGCGUACAAUGUCAGCUCCAGCCAACAUGUUUAAUCGCACUGUCGAGAAACAACAAGUGGAUAAAGAGAAGGAAAAAACAUACCUCCGGCAAGCCUCCGCACCGUUGCUUAAACGCAAGACCUCGAAAUUUGGACUUGGUCAAUUCAUAGGCUCAAACCAGUCCAAUCAUUUAGACUCAGCAGAUGGAGGCAUGCGGUGUGGUGACGAUGGGUCCAUUGUCCACCAGCUGCAGCGUGCCAUGGAUCUCGAGGAAACUGAUAAAGAUACACUGCACCUUCUUGUAUUUCUUUUCAUGCAGUUCCUCUCUCAGCCCCAACAUUAUGAUGAAAUUUGCAUUUUUCUAUUGGUUGUGUUUGUUUUCAGAGCAUCGCCUGUGUUUAAUGCCUUCUUGUCUAACCUGUCGCAUGUCCUGGAUCAUAAUUUUUCCAUGGGUACCCUACUGCUUCAAACCUGCUUACCAGUGUUGCAGUUUUGUGCUGCUCCACACAGAGUAGCAGACCUUCGCUACCCAGUAUUUAGCUUAUGGUGUCUUCAACCACAUCCUAGAAGAUACUGGCUUAAAUCUGUCCUUACUUUUUUAUACAAGUAUAAGUAUAGCAGUCAACCACUCUCAAUGCAGGCGCUCUCUCUGGUGCGUAUAGUACUGAAUACCAUAGAUAAUCAUUUUCAUCGCUGUCAGAAAGUUGAUGAUCCAACCUUGUGUGCUGCCAGCUCUGCAUAUUCUAGAGAAGUGAGUCAAGGAUCUAUUGGAGGAAAUGAAACUGAGCAUCCUGCAGACUCUCCACCACAGUCACCUGGGCUUUUCCCUGGAGGUGGUCGGAUCACUCUUGUUACAGGAGGGCCUCAUACUGAGGCACGGGCACAGUAUGUUGCCGACCACAAGUCUGCCUUUACUCCUGUUGGCCAGGAUACAAGGGGUAUGACAAUGCAUGGUCAUCUCAAAUUGGGAUCUAUUGGAUCAGAAGACAGCAGGAAGCAAAGAAAGAACAAUGAGUCAAACUAUGCUGCAGAUGGCGAUGAUAUAGAACCAGAAUUGGAAGCCAUACCUGAAAGUCCAAAAACAGACAGUCCCAUUUACCAGGAAUCUCUAGGAGAACUUGAACCAUAUGAAAACAUCAUGAAGGGUGAACAAGCUAUGUUGCGUGUGGAACACGAUCGUGGUACUAAAGUGAUUGUCUCUCACACACCGUGUGCACUUCCUUCUGCAACUGCUUCCAUCAUGGUUCCACAGACCAUCCGUGCACAGGCCGUUACAUCAGUUAUGGCUUCACAGAUACAAGCAUUUGAUGAAUCCUUCACUGUCAAAAUUCAUAAUGCUGAACUUGCCACAAUUGAUGUAAAGCUUCAGGACAGUGAGAGAGGGUCACCUGGAAAAUUGAAAAGUAACAAUGGUCAUGUAGACAACAACUGUCAUCGAACAUGGAUUCUUGGAACAGAUGGUACUAAGGUAGUCAGCCACUCAGAGGUAGGAUCUCCAUGUAUUUGCUUCUAUAAUAUACUAUCUUUCCAGCAUUUCGUUUUACAGAGUUUACUGCAGUUAAAUUGCUCUGCAAUUUUUACAUCUCUUGAGCUAGCACAUAUAGUGAUAUACGGGAAUACAUUUCAGCAGCAGAAAACAAAUGGACGGGAGGUGAAAAAAACACCAGUAUCAGGAAGUCACUUGUCCCCUAAAUCGGUUCACACUCUUGGACCACCUAUUAAAGAUGAGGCCUUUAAAUCCAUCGAGCAUAAGAAUCUUGCAAAGUAUGGCAAUCCAGAUAUAUCAUCUAGAGAACGUUUGCUGCCUGUUGGAUUAGACAAAUGUGGAGUCACAGACUCUGGUUGCAACAAGGAUAAUGCUGAGCAUCAAGUUAAGAGAGCAGCUCAUCAUGAUUCAUCAAAACUGCAAGAUGCUGUUUUUGCAGAAGCCACUGUUGUAGAAUCGAGUGUUUAUGAUCCCUCCGUUAUUGAAACAGUGGUUUCAAGGGACUCUAGGGUGGUGCCAGAUCCACGAGGAGACAUGGGUCGUGCAUCUUUCAUCCACCACCGCUCUCCGCAGUCUCCACUUUCAAUGAUGGAUUUGAUGACUCUUGGAUCACCUGUUGAGCUAGAUGAUCAAACCAACACAGCGUUGGACUCACCAAACACAGAAGUCGUGUCUCCCCCAGAUGCUCUUGAACUUCCAACACCUGAACGUUUGUUGCUAGUUGGAUGUGAAAAGACAACUCCAAGUAAGAAGCAUGAAGAUAGCCAGCCAGGAUCCAUCCUAGAACGAGUUUGGCAGGCAUUUGGAGGCUGGGCAAAUGGAAGCAAAAGCAGCAAUCAAAGCAGUAGUGACUGUGAGCUCGUGGAGGUAGUGGCUCAUAAGGAUGCAAACAAAUCACUGAAGCGAAAGAGUAUAGAUGGGCAAAGAGUUCCAAUGGAGAAGCAAGACCAAGUGAACACAUCUACGGAAGAGACAAGUGACACGUCAAAUUCAGGCACAACAACAAAUAAUUCAGGUCCUGAGGAUACGUGCAUUGGUAAAGGUGGCUUGCAUGGCAAAGGCAAACCUGUGUCUGUAGAAAGUGAAAGAGAAGUUCUCAAGGAUGGAUAUCGAUGGAGUGACAGUGACAAUAUAGCUUCUUUAUGUGGUGGUGGUGUUACAAAUAGUAACUCACAAGGGCCGCCUCCACCACCCUCCAUCAAGCAGUCAGCUCUUAGAGUUGGAGAAGAUUGUAUGUUGUACAGAUGCAUGGAAUGUGGUGAAGUUUUGGAAGAGUUUUCCAAUGAUGACCUUGGCUUGUGCAUCAUAAUUCUCUCUACAUUUGUGUACCGACAACCUGGGCUUGCUGCACCUCUGCUUCCAAGGAUGCUGAAAACAGUGGCCAGGGUAUCUGGAAGUGAGAUAUUCUCCUGGCAGUUUGAAAGCUCUGUCCACCUUCCUGGUUCGGCAACCAGCAUUGGUCGGCAGUUUCUUCGUUGUGUUCUGCAUCAGCUUGCACCAAAUCAAAUCUUUAACCAAAUAUUUUUCACCAGUAUUGAAGAAUACCAGCGGGUUCAGCUGUUCAAAACAUUGGCACAAGCUCUGAUGGAUUUUAAUGAGCUGAAUCCUUCUGCUCCCAUCCAGUUGCUUCUUGAGAACCAGAACAGCAAGAAGGUUCUUCCAACAGAAAAUCUUGCACAUUUGCUUGGUAAUGUUGCAUCAUACAUGGAGUGUGUUGGACAAGAUGGUGGUGGUGGCCUCUCUUCCAGUUUAGUCCCUCUUUUUGAUACAUUUCUUCGUAAAGUUCUCCUAUGUAUCAAUGUCAUGGUUGAUUUGAACCCAGUGCUGAGGCUUCUAGUUGCAGUUCUCAAGAUACCAGGGGUGCCAUUGCAUAAGAGUGUCCUCGACCCAAUUUCUAAGUUAGUGAGCUAUUCCAUUCAGAACUCUGUCAUGAAAUAUGAAUACCUGAGUGACCUGUGUCAUCUGUGCAACCGGAUCUUUUCAAGGGAGAGGGACAAGUUGUUGUUGCCAAGGCUGGUUGUAUAUGAAUUAGUUCAAGCACUAAAAUUUAAAACUUCAAUCCCUGAUACCAACUUGGUUCUUCUUGUGCAGCUUGUGGUGCAGGACAGUGGAGGAACCUUGGGUAAUAAUACUGUUGUUGGAGACUUGACUAAGGACAUUCAAGAUUUUCACAAUUUUCCCAACACAUGUGCUGCAGAAUGUAUGCGCUCACAUUUGCAUGAUGCUCUGGAGUUCAUUGCUGAUGUACAUACACUAACCAAAGUGAAGUCAAAUUGCCGUAGCAGUGUUGGCUUGAAUGAGGAUACAAUGGGUGGAUUGGUGAAAGCGGGCAUCUCUCAGUAUUUAGCACUGGAAAUUACCCGUGGUAAUAGCAGAGACAAUAGAGCUAUUACUAAAUAUCUUCCAUGGCUGAACAAUCCUCCUACAACUGUUCAACAAGGACCUCGAGAAUUUAUUGAGUGUGUGUCCCACAUUCGUUUACUGUCAUGGCUGCUGCUUGGUGCUCUUACACACACUUGUCUUAUUGGAAGCUCAGCUUCAAUAGUGUGCCAGCCAAUACCUCCAGAAGCUUCUUGUCAUAUUGCUGACCAUAUUCAGGUGAUCUUGGCAGGUUUUGCUGAGCAGUCAAAAACCUCUGUGCUUCAUAUGUCAUCUCUAUUCCAUGCCUUCAUUUUAUGUCAGCUAUGGACAGUAUACCUAGAACAAGGUGCUGGAAGCCCAGGAGGUGACAGUUAUAGCAGCAUCUCAGCUAUACUUACUGAUUUCUGGGCAAAGGUCACUCCAGGGAUUCUUCAGCUGGUCUCACACUCUAAAGUGGAAACUGAAACAGCCCAGCUAAGUGAAAUGGUCAACCUACACUUUCUGAGUUUGAUGGAGGCCCUACACGAGUGUCGCUCUACUGUCCUCACCAAGUUACUACCCCUCUGGGCUCCAGUUUUGUACACACACCACACUAAGUUACCAGGACAGUUAGCUGUUAGACUUCAGGCAUGUCAGAAUGCUGCUCCACCGACAGACCCUGAGACCCCAAGUCCAAGCACCACAUCCCUACCAAAUUUGCUUCGCUGGCUUCACAGACUCCAGUUUAAAAUGGGACAAAUUGAACUUCAGUCAUCUGCUGCCACACAGUUCUACUCUGUAUAAAAUCUUGUACAGCAGAAUUUUUACUAUCUGGACAUAUUUAACUUUGGUCUGCAUAUUAUAGGUAUACAGUAAUGUAUUGCUAUUAAUUUUUUAAAAUAUGAGGUCCUGAACUCUAGAUAUAUGUAGUAAAGAACUGACAAUAAGAAAUUUUAAUGUAGAUAAAAAAAAUAAUAUCUACAGGCAACCCUUGCACUUACUACCUAAUUAGUUCUACAAAAGCCAUUAGUUCCAAAGUCAAAUCAUUAUUUCCCUAUAGGUACAAUAUUUAAAAUAAAAGUCCCAUUCAUGGGAACCAAGUGCAUACACAAAUUUGUUUGGGGAAGACUCAAGUUGGAUACUUGUGAACUCAGGGUUGCUUGUACUAUAUAUUUAAAAUAGUAAUUAAAAACCAGCACUCUACCUUAAGAAUUAUUUAUGUCUACUUUAACAGUGUUGAUUACAGGUGUGAUGGAGGGCACCAUAGCAUUCAAAGAUGCCAUACACUCACCCUGAUCUAAACCCAACAUAAACUUUAUCUUCCAAUAUUUACUUAACUUGCAUUUAAACUUUAAAACAUGCCUACAGCAUAAGGAGUGCAACACCUGGUUUAUAAUAAGUUCAUAACACUGGAAAACACACAAGUAUUUAAGUACAUUUUUUGCCAACCUUUGAUCAACUACAAGAAUGUAUGGAUACUUUAGUGUGGCAAUUAAUAUAGUAGGAGACAGUACACAUUCUAUUUUACAGAGAAAAUAUGAAUUAACUGAUGGUAUUUAUAUUUUGAUAACAUUCAUUAAUUUGUAACCAGUAUAUGUAGCAGCAUUUAUGCUUAAAAAUGUUUAUUUGAUCAGAUAAUAAAAACAAAUAUAUACUGGAUGCAAAAUAUUAUAAUAAAAAGUUAUUGCAUAACAAAGAAUAAAUAGUUUUAUUAAAUUUAUGGAUAAUUUGAUGUCUUAAAAUAUAUAAACUGUUCAAAAAGAGAGGUACCUUCUUCAGUCUUUAUCCAUGGAAGCACUACUGUAAAAA
This is a messenger RNA of Cherax quadricarinatus, 9677 nucleotides long. NCBI's taxonomy places the organism in Eukaryota, Metazoa, Arthropoda, Malacostraca, Decapoda, Parastacidae. The record is from RefSeq and is a predicted model, not a curated record.